This is a messenger RNA of Moneuplotes crassus, 1853 nucleotides long. Lineage: Eukaryota; Ciliophora; Spirotrichea; Euplotida; Euplotidae. The record is from the annotation of a GenBank genome assembly.
CCAUAAGACUUAUGAAUAAGCUCUCAAUUUUCAACAACAGUGGAAGGUAUUAAUUUCAAAAAGUCUAAGAAGUGAUUUUCAUUGACAUCGACCUCCAUUAGCUUCUUUGUAAACCUGGCUUCACAGAUGGCGUCACAUGCAUGUUUGACUCUCUCCAAGGUCUUGCCAGGGAACUCAUACAAGACUGCAUGGUAAUCGACAUUGGUGUAUUGGUAAGUGUAGUUCAGAAUUUUCUUCAGAUGCUUUAUUUCUCUUUUAGAGAAUGUAUCACUGAUCUUAUUCUUAAUCCUUCUUGCAAGCUCUUUGAAGGAAGACUUCCAGCCAAGAACCUUGUGCAAUCUGCGAAUACUUUUAUGGCGCUUGGCUGAGUUUAAGUCAAGUGUCUGUAACUCAGAGAAGGAUAACAUGUUCAAGUCUCACAGAGUUUGGAUUGUGUGAAAGAGAAUCUUGUCUUCCUUCAAACCCCACCGCUUUCCAUCACCAAGAGGAGAUAUCUUGAGCUGACUUAAGCAAAUGGGAGCAGUUUUAUUAGAUGAUGUUUGAAUGCUGAAUACGUCUCACAAUCAAUAAUUGUUUGGAUCUAGAGGAUUUUCAAUAUCUCCUUUAGAUUUGACCCUCUCUGAAUUAUUCUUGGAGAGUGUAUUCACACUUAAGUCUUCCUCAUUCUGCUCUGGAAGCUCAUCAGAUAGAGCAGGGAAUUUGAAAUGAUAAAUCUCAUCUCCCUGACUCGUCUCUUCUUUUAGUGGGCUUUCAUAGGGAGGAAUAAAUUUAUACUCUGACAAAACCAUUGGUGGAUCUAUACCAUUAAUAUUAGUGUCUUCCUAAAAUAAAUGAAUAUAUAAUGAGCUUUAAUGUCUAAUAAUCGAAGCUAUGAAUAAAAGUAUGAUCAGAUUUACCCGAAAGAAAUCUUCUUUUGAUGAUUUUAUCAUAAUUUCAAAAAUUGUGCAUCUGACAAAAAGUGAAAUCCUGAGUAUAGAAUAACCCACACGCAAAUAGUACCGAAUAUGAUCAGCAAAGUUGCAAGAUUCUUAAUUAUUACUGACCAUGGUCUUUCUUUGCAGAACAGAUUAAAUUUACAGGACUUGCUACUUCAUGCAAUCCUAGUCUAACAUACUCGCAUUGUCAUAUCCUAAAAUUUAGUUCUGGAAGUUCAAACUUUAGAAGAGCGAAAUAAAAACAUCAAGCUGAAUAUCAAGAGGAGUAACCUGGAUUGGUUUAUCUCUACCCUCAGUGCGGUUUAGAGCAAACAUAUGAUAUAUAUUAGAACCUUGAGCUUAUAGAGCUCUUAAUUUUCGCUGAUUUUAGAAUAUUUCUUCAACCAAUUUGGAUCAUUAACAGACUCGAAGCACUUAUUAUGAAGAAUAUUCCCGAUAUAAUAUACCUAGCAUAUUGUCUAACUUUAGUUAUUGCAGUGAGCUCAGGUUUUAGUAUUAACAAGGGCCAACACCUGAAUUACUCUCCUAGUUCUUUUUUGAUAGUCAUGAUUUAGAAAAACUUGAUCAGAAUAUAUUCUUAAAUGCUAAUCAUAAAAUUUCUUUCAAUCGCUCUUUGAUGAUGUUGAACUGGCUGAAAGAUAAAGUGAGAACUACGCUACCCUUAAGCUAAGAUGAACUAAAAUGGCUGAAUAAACUAGUUAAGAAGGGACAAAAAGACCUAAUUUUAGUGAUUACUUGAGAGACCUUCCAAACAUUGAGUUUGAGAACUUUAUAACAGAGUCAAAAAUCUUCACGACUGUUUCAGAGUUCUCGGCUCAGCUCUAAGAACUCACUGUCCUAGAACUUCUUGUAACGCCCAAGAUUAGCAUAUCUUAACUCAUAUAAGCUAAUGCUGAAAUCCUUUCCUCCUAAAAUUUC